Oryza sativa Japonica Group (Japanese rice) is the source of this 926-nucleotide messenger RNA. The record is from RefSeq and is a predicted model, not a curated record. NCBI's taxonomy places the organism in Eukaryota, Viridiplantae, Streptophyta, Magnoliopsida, Poales, Poaceae.
UCCAACCAGUCAACCACCCACUCUCCUUUUCUCUCCCGGCUCUCUCUCUCUCCCCCUCCUCUCAAACUCCUCUGCCCCUCUCCUCCCUCCUCCCUCCCUGCGGUGGGCUCUGCCAACGGCGGCGGCGGCGGCGACGAUGGGCAAGGGCGACAACGACAGCUUCCUCCUCUCCUCCCCUCUCCUCCCUCCCAACGGCAGUGGAGCGCUCAGGCAGUGCAAGAGGACGGAGGAGGUGUGCCAUGACUUCCUCUUCUUCUCCCCUCUCCUCUUCCUUCCAACGGUGGUGGAGGGCUCAGGCAAUGGUGGAGAGCAGAGGAGGCGCGCAACGGCGGCGGCGUUUGCCGCCCGCGUGGAUCCGACAGCGGUCACCCUCCCCCUUCACGGCAGUGGCGGAUCCGGUGGUGGGGAGGCGCAGCGGUGGCGGAUCCGGUGAUAGGGAGGUGCGGUGGUGGUCCGGGGGGGGGGAGGCAUGAGUCACCCAGCCGCCUGCGAAAACCGGAUUUGAUCAUAUGGGAAAAUGCAUUUCGUAGCCGUGUAAAUUUAUAUAUAUACUUCUAAUACCAGUAUGUUUCCUUUAUUUUGCGUGAAUUCAUAUCUCGAGUUUGAACCAUCCCCAUCGAAGCAUGGAGAAUCGGAUACAACGAGACAGAGAAUUGACUUUGCAAUUUUGAUGUGAAUUGUAUCCAGCUGGGAAUUAAUGUACUCUAUCACAAUCAUUUUUUGUAAUCAUAUUCUGUUUUUCUACAAUACUUAUAACACUGUAGUCUGUAGAGGCAUGGUAGUGAAAAUUGUAAUAAAUCACUGUAGUCUUGUGAUGAAUUGUCUUCAAAAAUGAUGAGGCGUUUUAUAAUAAGCCUUCAUGUCUUGUAAUAUUUCUUUAGAUGCAUUUGUGAAAAGAAAGGAAAAAAAACCACAAUUCCUAUUUC